Eurytemora carolleeae is the source of this 1835-nucleotide messenger RNA. It is a transcript of the gene Nmt, whose product is annotated as glycylpeptide N-tetradecanoyltransferase 2. The record is from RefSeq and is a predicted model, not a curated record. Gene Ontology annotation, cellular component: cytoplasm. The coding region runs from base 25 to 1380 and encodes 451 amino acids. The transcript has 17 exons. Gene Ontology annotation, biological process: N-terminal peptidyl-glycine N-myristoylation. Gene Ontology annotation, molecular function: glycylpeptide N-tetradecanoyltransferase activity. Lineage: Eukaryota; Metazoa; Arthropoda; Copepoda; Calanoida; Temoridae.
AAGAUUUUAUUUUCAGACUAAAAAAUGGCAGAUUCAGAAAAGAACGGAGACAAUGUCGACGGCGCAGCGGCAAGGAAAGGGGGAAAAAAGAAGGAGAAGAAACCUAAAAUUGCUGAGGUUGUUCAGCCCGGUGUACCUGCCUUGACCCCGGAGCAGACUGAAAAUCUGAGAAAAGCAAUGGAGCUUCUCAAUAGUCAGAAGGGAAGUGGGGGCAGUAAAGACGACCAUAAGGAAUAUCAGUUUUGGUCUACUCAGCCUGUUCCCGGACUGCAUGAGGUGAUCACCUGUAACGAGGAGAUCAAUCCAGAUCCACAAAUUGAUCAGGUGAGAGCAGAACCUUAUUCUCUACCUCAAGGGUUUAAAUGGGACACUUUGAACCUUGAUGAUCCACUUGUUCUGAAGGAGGUGUAUGUCUUGCUGAACGAGAAUUAUGUUGAAGAUGAUGAUAAUAUGUUCAGAUUUGAUUACAGUCCUGAGUUUAUAAACUGGGCACUGCAACCUCCAGGCUGGGUCAAGGAUUGGCACUGCGGAGUCAGAGCAACAAAAUCAAACAAGAUGGUCGGUUUUAUCUCUGCUGUACCGGCCCACGUACGAAUGUAUCAAAAGGAUAAAAAGAUGGUUGAGAUAAACUUCCUGUGCGUGCAUAAGAAGUUGAGAUCGAAGCGACUAGCUCCUGUGCUUAUUCGUGAGAUCACAAGACGGGUUAAUCUUAAAGGUAUUUUCCAAGCAGUGUAUACUGCAGGGGUUGUUCUACCUAAACCUGUUGGAACCUGUAGGUACUGGCAUAGAUCUUUGAAUCCUAAGAAGUUGAUAGAGGUUAAAUUUAGUCAUCUCUCAAGGAAUAUGACAAUGCAGCGGCAUUUAAAGCUGUACAAACUUCCCGAGGAAACUAAGGUUGUAGGGCUGAGACUGUUUCAAGUUAAGGACGUAAAGGAUGUCACAGAGUUACUCAAUCAAUAUCUGGGCCGGUUCAACCUAGCUCCGAUCUUCUCCGAAUCAGAGGUUGAACAUUGGUUUAUGCCGAAGAACAACAUCAUAAACAGCUACGUAGUUGAAACUGAGGGUAAAAUAACCGACUUUUUAUCUUUCUACUGCCUUCCGUCAACAGUCAUGAACCAUCCAGUACAUCAGAAUAUUAAGGCGGCCUACUCCUUCUACAACGUGUCUACUCACACCCCUUGGCUGGACUUGAUGGGAGACGCCCUCAUACUCGCGAAGAAAGAUGAUUUUGAUGUUUUUAAUGCUCUUGAUCUCAUGAACAACAGUGAGUUCCUGGAGAAGCUAAAGUUUGGUAUUGGAGAUGGAAACCUUCAGUACUAUUUAUACAAUUGGAAAUGUCCAGAGAUGAAACCUGAAGAUAUUGGGCUGGUUCUUCAAUAACGCUCACUCUGCUUUCCUUCGCCACCCCCAUCACCCUUUCCGUUCCACCUUUGAGCCCCCCCCCCCCCCUCCACCUUUCUUCCUUCCUGCUCCACCUUCCAACCAUUUUCCCCGGCCGUCAUGCCACACCUUAUAACCAUGGGGCCUCGAAUUUCUUCUCUUCUGCUAGCCACGCCCCCUGCCUGAAGACUCGUGUAAUGUCCAUUUAUUAACCUCCCUCCCUUUCCUUUCUUUUCCAGUCUGAUAUUAGUAAUUGAUUGAUUAGAAAGAAAUCUAAUGAUGAGUACUAAAUGAUGUUUUAUUUGUGGGAUCUCUAUGUUUUCUUGUUGCUUGUGAUCCAACUCUGUAUAAUUGCACAAAUCCUUGAAGCUUAUCACUCUGUAUCAAAAUUUUGUGUAAUUUCCUUGAUGAUUUUUUACCAGAUGCGUCCUGAUCGAUUGUUAUUCUUUUCAGAA